Quercus lobata is the source of this 2540-nucleotide messenger RNA. RefSeq names its product electron transporter, putative (Protein of unknown function, DUF547). The transcript is spliced from 10 exons. The record is from RefSeq and is a predicted model, not a curated record. Lineage: Eukaryota; Viridiplantae; Streptophyta; Magnoliopsida; Fagales; Fagaceae. Bases 582 to 2246 code for a protein of 554 amino acids.
CCCACAAAUGAGACGGUUAACAUUAACCCAGUUCAUGAACCAACCUCACCACCAUGAAAGCUCUCUCUCAUCAACUUCUUCUCAAGCAACGCAAAAAUUCUUUUGCCCUUCAAUUCAAACGUCAACACCAACAACUACCUGUAGUAGUAGCCACUCUUCCUUUGUGUCCAAGCAAUCUUUAAGCUCCCACCAACACCAGGAUGAUCAAAACCUGAGGACCAUUCCAUGCUGUUUUAUUUCUUCCAAAUUUUGGGGCAGACUAAGACUAAUGCUAGGCUGUGGUGAAGUUUCUCCAAUGGCGACCCAAAGGGACUCAUUUCACACGCCCUUGGAGAUUGUAAGUUUUGUCUAUCAUUUUAUGCUUUGUUUGCCAAGGAGGUUUCUUAGUGCAUCUACUACACUCGAGAAAAAGAUCAAUUGCUAGUAAUAUUGUAACGUAUUUUUGAUGCAUUUCUUACUUGCCAUGAACGAUUCAAGCACGAACAUCCCCUCCUUUCUUGCUUUCUUUGCCAUGAUUACAAAAGAGAAGGAAGAAGUUUAGUGAGCAGCAAAAGAGGGAGCAUCUUGAAAGAGAGGUCUCUAUGCUUCAAAAAAUGUUGAAUCAAGAAGAAAAUAUGCAUGAGGUUUUGGAGCAUAUCCUUAAUCAACAUAAUGGUUCUGCUGUCAGCAUCCCGAACUUCCUUCCUCCUAAGAUAAAGCAGCUGUUGGCAGAGUUAGCCAUGGUUGAGGGUGAGAUACUUAGACUUGAAGGCCAAAUAAGCGAACUUCAAAAGAGUUUGAAACUUGAGAAGGAUGCCGCCGAAGAAUCAAAGUCCAAACAACGGAAACAUGGAACUCUAAGCAACCGUGUGGUUCAUUCAUCACCAACAACAAACACAAACCCCAUUAACAAAGUUGGUAAUGAAACGAUGGCCUAUGAGACCAAAGCAUUGCAUUUCAUAAGUAAAGCUAUAAAAGGCGAUUAUAAUCUCAAUGAUUUCACUAUAGCUGAGAAAUUGGGAAAUUCAAGAGGAUUUGCUGAUCAAAAGGAAAAUCUUCUUCAUGAGGCUGUUAAAUUUCAGGACAAGAUUCCAAGAAAAAGUGGGAUGCUGAAGCCAUCCUCACCCUUGCGUGAACCACGACAUCCAUCACCCAAGCUAAAAGAACGUAAUCCACCAAUUCUUUUAGACCUCCCUCCAAAAUCUCUACCUAAUGCAAACCAAUCAGAAGAAGAAAACCAGCAAUGGCAACCCAACAAGCUAUCUGAGAGCAUCUUGAAGUGUUUAAAUGUCAUAUAUACGAGACUGCUUAGAACAUCAAGAGCAAUGGAGUUGGAGAAGUUAGGCCCCGUUUCAAGGUCCAUGAACGCUUCUUUUAGCUCAAGAAGCUUCAGGGCCGAGACAGGCUUAAAGUCAAGCCUUAUACAAAAGGAAUCAAGGCAACAAGACCCAUAUGGUAUCUUCAACAUGGACGAGUCUAUUCCUAGGGACAUUGGUCCUUACAAGAACUUGGUUGUAUUCACGUCAAGCUCUCUGGACCACAAGUUCAUAUCAAGCCCCAGUUCUAUUCCUUUGCUAAGAAAGUUGAGGGUUUUGUUGAACUCUCUCCAGACGGUGGACUUGAGAUUCUUGACUAACCAACAGAAAUUAGCAUUUUGGAUCAACAUGUACAAUGCUUGUAUCAUGCAUGGAUUUCUUCAAUAUGGUGUGCCUUCUACUCCAGAAAAAUUGCUUGCAUUGAUGAACAAGGCAACCCUUAACAUAGGAGGUAAUAUUAUAAAUGCUCAAGCAAUAGAGCAUUUUAUAUUGAGAAAGCCGGCUUCUUCUGGUGUGAAAGAGGUUUAUCUUCAGGGUGACAAGGAUGAUAAGGAAGCCAUUGUUCGCGAACUUUAUGGACUUGAAUCAAUGGAACCAAAUGUCACAUUUGCUCUGUGUUGUGGAACUCUUUCAUCUCCUGCCGUAAGAAUGUAUACAGCCGAUGGUGUUGUUUCUGAGUUGGAAAAAUCAAAGCUAGAUUAUUUGCAAGCUUCAAUAGUAGUGACUAGCACAAAAAGAAUUGCAUUCCCAGAGCUCCUGAUUCGAAACAUGCUUGAUUUUGCUGUAGACAUAGACACAUUGGUGGAGUGGAUUUGCCACCAGUUACCAACAUCUGGGUCAUUAAGAAAAUCAUUGGUGGAUUGCUUCAGGGGACAAAACAGUGGCAAGAUAUCUAGCAUUGUUGAGAAGAUACCAUACGACUUUGAAUUCCAGUAUCUGCUGGCUAUAUAGACUCCAUAAUUUUCAUCUCUAGUGUUGGUCCAUUCUCCAUAACAAAUAACAAUAUAUAUAUUAGGAAAUUAACUUGGUCACGUUGAUUUUUUCGACUUUAUUUUAUAAAUGUCAUGGGAGAUUUUUUUUUUUUUUUUUUUUUUCAUGGGAGGGAGAUUUUCUUGUUACCAACUCAUUACUGGAUUUGCCUAGAACUAAGUUGACCUCGACCGUCCUCAAUAUUAAGUGGUCAAUGUAUAGUUAACAGUCGCUCUCAAAAUGAAUAGUAAAUAUGCGAUUGGGUUUUGCUUAAAA